AUAACACCAGCUACAAGCUAAACGAACACACACACACAAAAGAAAGUUGUAAUAAUAAGAUUAAGAGAGAGGAAGGGAAAGAUGCCCGGGAUAACAAUAGGAGACACGGUUCCGAACCUUGAGGUGGAGACGACACAGGGCAAGCUCAAGCUCCACGACUACUUCGCCGAUUCAUGGACCCUCCUCUUCUCCCACCCCUCGGAUUUCACGCCGGUUUGCACGACGGAGCUCGGGGCAAUGGCCAAGUAUGAGUCCGAGUUCCACAAGAGAGGGGUCAAGCUCUUGGGCUUGUCCUGCGACGACCUUGGCUCUCACAGAGAGUGGAUCAAAGACGUCGAGGCCUUCACGCCAGGGUGUAAGGUGACGUAUCCGAUAAUAUCCGACACGAGCAGGGAGAUCAUUCCUCAGCUCAACAUGGUAGAUCCGAUUGAGGGCGAUGCUGGAAAGAUUGUCCCGUCUCGUGCUCUCCAUAUCGUCGGCCCCGAUUUCAAGAUAAAGCUGAGCUUUUUGUAUCCAUCGUCAACGGGGCGGAACAUGGAGGAGGUGAUAAGGGCAUUGGACUCGCUCCUGAUGGCAUCGAGACACAAAGUGGCGACACCCGUGAACUGGAAGGCGGGCGAGCCUGUCGUGAUUUCGCCGUCAGUGUCGGACGAGGAGGCCAAGAAGCUGUUCCCUCAGGGGUUCGAGACCGUUGACCUUCCCUCCAAGAAGACCUAUCUCCGUUUCACCACUCCCACUUGAGAGGAUGUCGUCUGAUAUAUGGAAUAAAUAUAUGGUGUCAUAUACAUUAUAUAUAUAUAUAUAUAAUACAUCAUCAGACGCUGUAUGGUUGGUGGUAUAUAUGGAUAGACCAUGGACCGACUCCAUGAAAGAAAUGUUUUUUGUAAAGCUUACAGAUCUGAAAAAAAAAAUGGGUUUUUAAUCGAAGAAUAUACGUAUGUACAA
Molecule: messenger RNA, 945 nt
Organism: Tarenaya hassleriana
Lineage: Eukaryota; Viridiplantae; Streptophyta; Magnoliopsida; Brassicales; Cleomaceae
Product: 1-Cys peroxiredoxin PER1
Exons: 4
Coding region: 82-741 (219 amino acids)
Biological process (GO): cellular oxidant detoxification; cell redox homeostasis
Cellular component (GO): cytosol; mitochondrion
Molecular function (GO): peroxiredoxin activity
Source: RefSeq, a predicted model, not a curated record